Messenger RNA from Malassezia sympodialis ATCC 42132, 1893 nucleotides. RefSeq lists its product as uncharacterized. Gene Ontology annotation, cellular component: site of double-strand break; Mre11 complex; nucleus. Gene Ontology annotation, biological process: mitotic G2 DNA damage checkpoint signaling; double-strand break repair via nonhomologous end joining; mitotic intra-S DNA damage checkpoint signaling. The transcript is spliced from 3 exons. Gene Ontology annotation, molecular function: manganese ion binding; single-stranded DNA endonuclease activity; 3'-5'-DNA exonuclease activity. The record is from RefSeq and is a predicted model, not a curated record. The coding region runs from base 1 to 1893 and encodes 630 amino acids. NCBI's taxonomy places the organism in Eukaryota, Fungi, Basidiomycota, Malasseziomycetes, Malasseziales, Malasseziaceae.
AUGGCGUCUUCGGGCGGCCCACAUGACGCGGACACGGUGCGCUUCCUGCUUGCCUCCGAUACCCAGUACGUUGCAUGCCCUAACACGAGUCUGGGGUACAUGGAGCGCGAUCCCGUGCGGGGCCGCGACUCGCUCGAUACAUUCGAAGAGAUCCUGCAGUUGGCGCGCGCCCACCGUGUCGACUUUGUGCUCCUGGGCGGCGAUGUCUUUCACGAGAACAAGCCGUCGAGGCCAACGCUCUUCAGGACCAUGUCGCUCCUACGCCAGUAUACGAUGGGCGAUGAGCCCAUGGCCCUCGAGCUACUUAGUGAUCCCUUUGACGGCGUGCGAAAGGGCCAGACGUUCCCUACGGUCAACUGCGAGGACACGGACCUGAAUGUGUGCAUGCCUGUGUUUUCUAUCCACGGGAAUCACGACGAUCCGCAGGGCAUGGGCGAGGACGGCACACUAUCCGCGCUGGACGUGCUUGCAGCUGCCGGACUGCUCAACUACUUUGGGCGUCACUCGCUCCCGCCCUCAACGCGCAAGCGGCGCGCGCCCGAUAGCCCGAGCGAGGUCAUUGGCGUCAAGCCUGUCCUCCUGCAAAAGGGGCAGACGCGCAUCGCGCUGUAUGGAAUGGGCUACAUCAAGGACGAGCGCCUCUCGCACGAGCUCCGCGAAAAGCAUAUCUGCAUGUACCGCCCCGCCGAGGCGACCGACUCGUGGUUCAACCUACUUGUCCUGCACCAGAAUCGCUCGGCGCACUCGCCCAAGGCGUAUGUACCAGAAAGUGCCCUGGACGACUCGCUGCACCUGGUCAUAUGGGGCCACGAGCACGAGCAGCGUAUCGUGCCGGAAGCGGUGGCAGAGAAACCGUACAAGAUAUCGCAGCCUGGAAGCACGAUAGCAACGAGUCUAUCGCCGGGAGAAGCAACGGACAAGUGUGUGGCGAUUGUGCAAGUCACGGGCCAGGCGUGCCAUGUCGAGCCGAUCCCGCUGCGUACUGUGCGCCCCUUUUUGUACAAAUCCAUCUCGCUCCCGGUCGAGGCAGCGUCGUCGGCCGUCGACCCGACGGACCGUGUCGCCGUCGCGCAGCUCCUUCGGCACCAUAUUGAGGCCAUGCUCGAGGAUGCGGAGCGCCAAUGGCGCGAUUCCGGGCAUGCAGACACACAAGAGCGCCCGCUCCCGCUUGUGCGCCUGCGCGUCUCGUACGACACGCAGAUUCCCCUGGGCAACCUGGCACGCUUUGGGCAGUCGUUUAUGGGGCGCGUCGCAAACCCCAAAGACCUAUUGCAGCUACAUUUGCUUCGCGACCGGCGGCGCAGUGCGCCCGGUGCACGCGCGACGGUGGUGCCGCUCGACAGCCGCAUGGCGCCAGCGGAAAAGCUUGAGCGUAUGGACCUGGCGUCGCUCGUGAUGGAGAAUGUGCGGCUGCAGCAGUUCGACCUGCUGAAUCCCCAAGGCCUGCAGUCGAGCAUGCUGGGCUUUGUCGAGAAGGACGAGCGUGAAUCGAUUGCGUCCUUCUUGGACAAAACCGUCGCGCGUGUCGAGCAGCAAUUGUCGUCACAGCACAUGCAGGAGUCGCAGCUGCAGACGGCCCUCGAGCGCAUCAGCGCGCAGCAGAGCUCGAUCCCGCCCGCUGCGCCCCCCGCUGACCUGCCGUCGUCGCCCGACUCGAUGGAGCAGGAGCUGUCGGUGAGCCAUGCACCUGCGUCCACGGAGCCGAGUCGCCCUGUGCGUGCUCGGCAGGCGGCGGCGGAUCUGCAAGCCGACCUGUCUUGGCCUGACCCCGUGGUGGAACGGGUCGAGCCGCCGACAGGGGCGGUGCCCCCGCAUAGUACGCCGGACGCGCGUGGCGCAGCAGAGCGUGGUGCGGCGCGGCGCACUCGCCGUCGGCUGCCCGAAGGAUUUUGA